Messenger RNA from Suncus etruscus (white-toothed pygmy shrew), 1023 nucleotides. RefSeq names its product 2-acylglycerol O-acyltransferase 3-like. Bases 1 to 1023 code for a protein of 340 amino acids. NCBI's taxonomy places the organism in Eukaryota, Metazoa, Chordata, Mammalia, Eulipotyphla, Soricidae. Gene Ontology annotation, molecular function: diacylglycerol O-acyltransferase activity. The record is from RefSeq and is a predicted model, not a curated record. Gene Ontology annotation, biological process: triglyceride biosynthetic process. The transcript is spliced from 7 exons. Gene Ontology annotation, cellular component: endoplasmic reticulum membrane.
AUGGAAGACUCCAAGGCCCCCUCCCCGACCUUCCACAAAACCUCCUGGAAGCAGUGUCUGGACAUUCUGGGUGCCUACCAGUUUGUGAUCAGCUUCCUCUUCAUGGCACCGUUCUUUACCAUGCUUACCAUCUUCCUCCUCUUCACGCCACUCUGGUGGCUGUCUGUGCUCUAUGGGGUCUGGCUGAUCAUCGACUGGGACACACCCCAGCGAGGUGGCCGGAGCUCCAAAUGGAUUCGGAAAUGUAUCAUUUGGAAGCACAUGAGGGAUUAUUACCCCAUCAAGCUGGUCAAAACAGCCGAGCUGCCCCCUGACCGGAACUAUGUGCUGGGCUCACACCCUCAUGGCAUCAUGUGCACAGGAAUAGCUAACAACUUCAUCACUGCAAGCACUGGCUUGUUAGAGAUCUUCCCAGGGCUGCGCUUGACCUUAGUCACACUGGCCAACCUCUUCAACCUGCCAGUCUAUCGAGAUUACGUCAUGGCCCUAGGCCUGUGCCCAGUGAGCCGCCAAAGCCUGGAUUUCCUGCUGUCGAGUCGCCCCUCAGGACAGGCCGUAGUCAUCGUGGUGGGGGGCGCCCAGGAGGCGCUGGAUGCCAUCUCUGGGGUGCACCGUCUGACCCUGCGCAACCGCAAAGGCUUUGUGCGCCUGGCACUGAGGCAUGGGGCCUCCCUGGUGCCUGUGUACUCAUUCGGGGAGAAUGAUAUCUUCAGGAUCAAGAGCUUCAAGGAGGGCACCUGGCAAUAUGUGGCACAGGUCACCUUCAAGAAGAUUGCAGGCUUCUCCCCAUGCAUCUUCUGGGGGCGCAGUCUCUUCUCCCCAAAUUCCUGGGGGCUUCUACCCCUGCCCAAGCCCAUCACUACUGUGGUGGGCCGGCCCAUCCCAGUGCCCCAGGUGCACCAGCCUUCCGAGGAUCAGGUGAACCACUACCACCAGCUCUACAUGUGUGAACUGCAGCAGCUGUUUGAGGAGCACAAGGCCAGCUAUGGGGUGCCUGCCUCUGUGCAGCUCACCUUAGUUUAG